Molecule: messenger RNA, 2903 nt
Organism: Helianthus annuus (common sunflower)
Lineage: Eukaryota; Viridiplantae; Streptophyta; Magnoliopsida; Asterales; Asteraceae
Product: protein ALP1-like
Exons: 2
Coding region: 997-2319 (440 amino acids)
Source: RefSeq, a predicted model, not a curated record
UGGUUGUAACUUUGAUAGUUGGUGGUAAUUACAAAAAUGCCACCUUGUCUUUUUGGGUUUUCCUUCAAUUUGUAUGUUUAGUAUGUUAAGAUUAUUUGUAUUUGAUCUUUUGCCUAAGUAUAUAUAAUAUGAUCAGUUAAACUAUUCAUGAAGAUCUCUAUCUUACGUCAUCAAACAACUACUACACAUACAAAAUUAUGCCACGCUAUUAGGGUAUCCGGGGUGUAAUUCGGUGACCCCUUCGGUGAGGUCACUUGCCGAGCGGGGAUGCACCGCCAACAUAUCGGUGACCAAGAGAGAGGGGGUGAAACCGGUGGUGAUUCACCGAAGAGAGAGGGAGGAGAGAGGGAGGCGGCGUCCAAUCAAAUCUUUUCUUCUUCUUUUUUUUUUAAUAAAAACCAAGUCACCUAUGAGGGGAGUGCCGCCAUCAAUUUAGGGUGUUAGGGGAGUUUAAGAGGGGAGUUGACGUGGCACACGAGGAUUGGUUGGGCGUAAGAGAGGGGACUCACCUCUUAGGUGAGCACCCCUUACACCCUUAAUUUCAGAAAGACGUGGAACAUCGAUAUCAACUUUUAACUUUUUUAGAUUUAAAUGUUUUUUUUUUCUAAUAGUAUCAACCUUAGGCUACACGGUAUGGGGGUCGGCCCCGGCCCGUCGCGGGUCGGCGACGGUUCAAAUACCGUGCCGCCCCUACCGUCCCCGUCCUAAUCGUCCAAAACUAGACGUUGGCGACGAUGCAAUUCAUGUGGGUCCCCCACCUUUUGACCGUUUGAAAUAAAAAAAAAAAUUUCUAACGGCUAUAAUUUAAAAAAACACCCAUUUCACUUCCAUUUUUAUAAAUACUCACAUCUUUAACCCCUAUUUUCAUAACUUUUCACCCAUUACCACCCCAUCUCUCUCACAUUUUAUAAACCACUCUUCCCUUUUUAUAAAAAAUCAUCAUAUUUUGUACCAUUUUUUACCCGAUACCACCCCAUCUCUCGCUAAAAAAUUAUCAUGGCUUCACCCGUUUCUUCCAUUUCUUCAAUUUCUUCUAUGUCUUCAUCGUCUUCGUCCGAGUGGUAUUCAUCAUCUUCGGAAGAGGAUGUUAUUAUGCACAACAUGAUAAUGAACGCGGCUCAGGUGUUCAUGGCGGCCGCUGAAGGGUCGUCCCAACCGCUAACCAGACGAGCAAAAUAUAACCGAGACCAAGAAGCCGGCCACGAUAAACUAGUAGCCGAUUAUUUUGCCGACGAACCCGUGUACCCAGCCGAGAUUUUUCGACGUCGUUUCCGCAUGAGUCGUCAACUGUUCUUACGUAUUGCAGGCGACAUGGCCCAGUCUGAUCCGUUUUUUACAUUGCGAAACGAUGCUAGGGGGCAAAGGGGUUUCAGUAAUUUACAAAAAUGUACGUCGGCCAUUCGCCAACUUGCGUACGGUUACGCACCAGAUGCAUUAGACGAGUACAUUAGGAUGUCUGAAAGAACCGCACGUCGAUGUUUGUACAAGUUUUGCCAAUGGGUUGUCAAAUUGUAUAGCAAGCGAUACCUGCGGAAACCGAACGCAAACGACGUUCAAAAAUUAUAUCAAGCCCACGAACAGAGACAUGGUUUCCCAGGAAUGCUCGGGAGCAUUGAUUGCAUGCACUGGCAGUGGCAGAACUGCCCGGUUGCAUGGCAAGGUCAGUAUACUAGGGGAGAUCAGGGACAUCCGACUAUCAUUCUAGAGGCUGUUGCGUCACAGGAUCUCUGGAUAUGGCAUGCUUUUUUUGGUCUAUCUGGUUCACUCAACGACCUCAACAUCAUAUACCAGUCACAGAUUUUUGAUGAUGUAGUGGCGGGUACAGGUCCAGACACAAGCUUUACGGUUUCAGGGGUGGAGUACAGGCGAGGUUACUACCUAGCCGAUGGGAUAUACCCAACGUACUCGACAAUUGUUAAAACUGUCCCGCACCCGACCGACGACAAAAGGAAAAAGUUUGCAAAGUUUCAAGAGGGCGCAAGAAAAGAUAUUGAACAUGCUUUUGGUGUUCUACAAAAAAAAUGGCACAUCAUUUCAAUUCCAGCACGUUCGCAAACACCAAGGAGGUUACGACACAUUAUGUACGCUUGUAUCAUCCUUCAUAACAUGAUCAUUGAAGACGAAGGUAGAGCGAUAUGCGAUUACGACGAAAACGCGUCUGCUGGAAAUUCUGUUCCAGUUAGUGAGGAACAACAAGAUUUGAACGCCUUCGCUCUACGUAACGAGUACACACAUCACAACCUACAAGCGGACUUGGUGGAGUACAUUUGGAACAACGCUCAAAACGAACCCGCCCACCACAUGGAAGACGAAGACUAGUAGCUUAUUUUAAUAUGUUAGGAUAUUUUUAAGUUUUUUUUUUAACUUUAGGUUUUUAAGUUUAUGUUUUUUUUAGUUUAUUUUUUUUUUAAGUUUAUGUAAUGUUUUUUAAUAUUAAUAGAAAUAUUUUGUUACUUUAUUUGUUAAAUGUUUAAAAAAGGUUGAAGAUUAAAAAAAAUAAAAAAAAUAUAAAAGUGGUGGAGGAUGAUGACUAGGACCAUCCUCCCAUGCCCCCUAGUUUUGGAGGAUGAUCCAUCCUUGGGAGGACUAUGAUGUGUCGCCUACGUGGCGGAUCAUCCUCCAAGGAUGGUCCAUCACCAUACCAUGUAGUCUUAGCCCUUGUGUGGGGCGCCAUCUCACCUCAUAAAGCCCCAUAAGGCCCUUGAACACCAUUACGAGGGGCUUUAUGAGGGCGCUAUAAAUGAAAAUGGGGGAAUGGCGCGAUAAUUUUCACGGCGUUUUGAUUGUUUGCAUUUUCCACUUUGGUCCCUCAUUUUACACUUUGGUCCCUGCAUUAAAACACUUUGGUCCCUGCAUUUUACACUUUGGUCCCUGCAUUUUACACUUUGGUUAUGAUGAGGUAG